Williopsis jadinii is the source of this 1011-nucleotide messenger RNA. Its product is annotated as PEX28-32 family peroxisomal membrane protein. The record is from RefSeq and is a predicted model, not a curated record. NCBI's taxonomy places the organism in Eukaryota, Fungi, Ascomycota, Saccharomycetes, Phaffomycetales, Wickerhamomycetaceae. The transcript has a single exon. Gene Ontology annotation, biological process: peroxisome organization. The coding region runs from base 1 to 1011 and encodes 336 amino acids. Gene Ontology annotation, cellular component: peroxisomal membrane.
AUGUCCUACAUCACAGCACAGUUCCCAACAACCACGCGUACACAUCCCAGGCUCGCACACACGUCGCCGCUGGUCACAUCCAUCCUCCAGCGGUCGUUCGCAUUGAUAGUCAUCGGCAACGCCAUGAUGGACUUGCUCACAUGGACAGGCAGCGACCCGGAGAUGAACGCUGUCUACUGGAUCACGGUAUAUCUCAGCGUGUACUACUUCCCCUGCUGUGCGUACUGGCUCCUCCUGUUCCCCCUGUUGGUGUUGGGCUACUGCAGCGUAAACUACUAUGUCAACUCGGUGUACCUGGACAUCAACUCCCAGGAGAAGCCCACGCUGGAGGAGAUCCUCAACGGGCUGGACAACCUGGUGACCAAGUGUGAGCUCGUGGCCUCGCCGCUGGUGGCCAUGGCGUUGCCGUGGCCCAGACUGCUCAGCUACAUCGCCAUCGUGACCCCGCUGAACGUUGUUAUGUUGAAAUGGGUCAUCUCGCUGAGGACAUAUGUCCUGCUGACGGUGAUCUUCGUGUCAACGUACCACUCCGUGUGGUUCCAGGCAUCGCUACGGAUCCUGUGGAGGUCUCAGCUGGUACGCAACGUGUGCUACUUCGUCGUAGGUUCGCACGUCUCCACUACGAGUAACAACUACAGGAUCAUCAACGGGAACAAGAACGGCAAGAUCAUCCAGUUCCAGAUACUGGAGCACCAACGCCGGUGGUUUGGCAUCGGAUGGAGCGACAAGCUGCUGCCGUAUGAGCGUUCAAACUUCACCAAUGAGGCAUUCCAGUCCACGUCGUCGCCGAAGGAGUUCCACUUCCCCUUCAAUUCGAAACAUUGGAGGUGGCUCCAGGAGGCAUGGCACGUUGAUCUGGAGUAUUGCAAGAACAAGAACAGCGAAGGCUGGGUCUACUACGACAACUACUGGCAGGCUCCCCAGUUCAACGACUCGCUGACGAGCUUCACCAGGAGUCGCCGGUGGACGAGGAAGGCUGUGCUGGUUACAGAGAGGUCAUCCAAUGUAUAA